GCCGACAAGAUGUCAGACAGCGCAAAGCUCCUCGUCGCCGCCGCGGCCGGCGCCACGGCAGCAGCUCUCCUACUAAGAAAGAAUGAUGAAGAAGCACCGAUCACAAGCAACAAGAGAGCGCAAAUAAUAGACGGCAAAAAGAUUGCCGCCCAACUCAGGAAAGAAGUGAAAGAAUCCGUAACACUACUCAAAGCGACCCACGGCGUCGCGCCGGGCCUGGCUGUUGUCAUUGUGGGAGACCGGCAAGAUUCGGCCCAGUACGUGAGGAUGAAAAGACGCGCGGCCACAGAGGCCGGGUUUCAUUCCGUGGACGUCGCGUUGCCCGAGUCGUCUACGGAGGCCGAGGUAUUGGACGCCGUGGCGCGGCUGAAUACGGAUAGUAAGGUGCACGGGAUACUUGUACAGUUACCGUUACCUUCUCAUAUGAAUGAAGGGCGAGUCUUAGCUGCUAUAUCCGUGGACAAGGACGCGGACGGGUUCGCGGCGUUGAACGUCGGGAAAUUAUGUUUGAGGGGAGGCGAGGAACCCAGUGCGGUGGCGUGUACGCCCGUUGGGUGUUUAGAAUUGCUGGAGCGGUCCAACGUUGUCAUUGCGGGUAAAAGAGCGGUGGUCGUAGGUCGUUCGAACAUCGUGGGCAUGCCCGUCGCCGCCUUGCUCCAAGCCAAGGACGCGACGGUUACGGUCGUCCACUCCAAAACCAAAAACAUCAGUAAGAUAGUAAGAGAGGCGGACAUCGUCGUCGCGGCCGUCGGCCAGGCCCAGUUCGUCAAAGGGUCCUGGUUGAAGCCCGGGGCUGUUGUGGUCGACGUCGGUACGAACUUCAUCCCCGACGCGUCGCGGAAGUCGGGACGGCGACUCGUGGGCGACGUCGACUUUGCAAGUGCCUCGCGCGUGGCCUCGAAGAUCACGCCGGUGCCGGGCGGCGUGGGCCCCAUGACCAUCGCUUCUCUAUUGAAAAAUACGUUGAGAUUGGCCGAGGCCGCCGUGUCUCGUGAUAAUAAACCUCUGACACGUGUGUCCUCUUCAGAACAACUAAGCAGGAAGGACACGUUCCUCGCGAAAAGGUCGCAAUCACCUCGACCGGCGUCUCCACCAACGACGCAAGUGAAACGUUUACACCCUGUACCCAAGGACAUUGUGAUUAGUCAAGCGUGCACGCCGCUGCCCAUCGAACGCGUAGCUCUCAAAGCAGGAUUACGCAGUGACGAGGUCAUCCCCUGGGGCCGCCACAAGGCCAAGGUCGAUGUGAGAAAGGUCGCAGAGCGCAUGAAGGACGCCCCGGACGGCUCGCUGGUCGUCGUGAGUGGCAUAAACCCGACACCUCUAGGCGAAGGCAAGUCCACGACGACCAUCGGCGUCUGCCAAGCGUUGGGCAACUGCCUGGGCAAGCACGUCGUGACGACCAUAAGGCAGCCGUCGCAGGGCCCGACCUUCGGUAUUAAAGGUGGGGCGGCCGGCGGCGGUCCGCGGCGGCGUCGCGAAUGGACUUUUGCCGGGGUCGCGUCGAUGGCGUCUUCAUGAGAGAGUCCACGCGUCUCGCGAGUAGUUUCGCGACGGCGUCCGCCGCGCCGCGCCGUCGUGCCGGGAAGCAGCACGCCCCCGGGCGGCAUCGCGCGCGGCUCGUGGACGACCACGAGACCAGCAAUACUGGCGUUCACCACACGCCAUCGAGCCGACGCAAUCACGCCAUCGCGCCGCUGUGACGGAAACACCACAAAAAACAACGCAGGCUACUCGCAAGUCAUUCCCAUGGAGGAGUUCAACCUGCACAUGACGGGCGACAUCCACGCCAUUGUUGCCGCCAAUAAUCUAUUGGCGGCGGCGUUGGACGCGCGGAUCUUCCACGAAAGUUCCCAGAAGGACGAGGCUUUAUUUAAUCGGUUAGUGCCGGCGAAGAACGGCAAACGCGUUCCGGCGCCGUCGCAACGAGCCCGUAUGGAGCGGUUAGGUAUUAAAGGUGAAGCACUGGAUGAUGCGGAACUCCUAUCUCCUACAGAUCGCGUGCGGUUCGCGCGACUCGACGUCGAUCCAUCGACAAUAACCUGGAACCGCGUCUUGGAUACGUGCGACCGGUUCCUGCGAAGAAUCGAGGUCGGCCGGGGCCCCAAUGAACGCAGAACGGCGGAAAAGUACUCAUUUUCAUCUACGAGGGAGACGGGCUUUGAUAUUGCCGUCGCGUCCGAGAUCAUGGCCGUGCUAGCCUUGGCGUCGGACUUGGAUGACAUGCGGGCGCGGUUGGGACGGAUGGCCGUCGCUCGCUCUAGAGUAGACGGUCCGCAUAAAGGUGCGUUCGUGACCGCCGACGACGUGGGCUGUGCCGGGGCCUUGACGGUUUUAAUGAAGGAUGCUUUACUCCCAACUUUGAUGCAGACUAUUGAAGGCACUCCUGUCCUCGUUCAUGCCGGCCCGUUCGCGAACAUUGCGCAUGGGAAUUCUUCUGUUGUUGCGGACAAGUGUGGUCUGAAGUUAUGUGGCGAGCAGGGUUUCGUGGUUACCGAGGCGGGCUUCGGGGCUGAUAUUGGUGGAGAAAAAUUCUUCGACAUCAAGUGCAGAGCUGGUGGUCUCAAACCGAAGUGUGCAGUUGUGGUUGCUACGGUGCGAGCCUUGAAAUUACACGGCGGGGCGCCGCCGGUUGUGGCUGGUAGGCCCCUACCCAAGGAAUACAGUGGAGAGGAUCUAGAAGUGCUCGGUAAGGGCUGUGCUAAUGUCGCGCAUCACGUGGCUUGCCUCUCGCAAAAAUUCAACGUGCGCGUUGUCGUGGCCGUGAACAAGUUCGCCACUGAUACCCCUAACGAGUUACAGUUGGUGAGGGAAGCGGGCCUACGAGCGGGAGCACAUUACGCCGUGGUAGCGGACCACUGGGCCCAGGGCGGCCAUGGUGCUAUUGACUUAGCUGAAGCCGUGGUCAAGGCCUGUGCUGCUGAUUCAACACCAUUUAGAUACUUGUAUCCGUUAUCGGAUCCCGUUCGGUCCAAAAUAGAAGCGGUUUGUUCCAAGAUCUACCUGGCUGGAGAGGUGACUUACAGUGAAUUAGCUGCUUCCCAGAUCGACGCCUACGAAGCCCAAGGUCUAGGAAGGUUGCCGAUCUGCGUCGCCAAGACCCAGUAUUCGCCUGCGUGGAAAUCAACCAGUGCGUCGGGUGCAUCACUGAGUCAUUUCUCGGCGAUGACGUGGCCGCGCUGGUUCCGUCGAGCGGUGAGGAACCGACAUCGCCACGCCAUCGAGCAGGCGUCGCGUCGAUGGCGUGGAGGUCGACGCGGCGAUUCAGGACGAACGCGCCGUAAAUUUGAUUUCCACACAGGUACUCGCUGUCGACGGACCCCUCGAAGAAAGGUGCGCCCUCCGGCCAUACCGUGAACGUGCGGGAGGUCCGUGCAGCAGUCGGCGCCGGCUUCUUGUAUUUGCUCUGCGGCGACAUCAUGACGGUGCCGGGGCUGCCGACGCGUCCAGGCUUCGUGGAUAUUGAUCUGGACACCGUCAAUGAUAGGGUCAUAGGCCUUUUCUAACUUGAACUUUAACACA
Messenger RNA from Pelagomonas calceolata, 3522 nucleotides. NCBI's taxonomy places the organism in Eukaryota, Pelagophyceae, Pelagomonadales, Pelagomonadaceae. The record is from the annotation of a GenBank genome assembly.